GCCCGUCUCAGAGAAAGAUUGCCCGUCUGCUACGCUCACAUGAGCGUUCGGCUGUUCGGCCUCCCGUUUACCCCCUUUUUUUGGUAUAGCUCGGGCUCUCAGCGUAUGUUUGCGCACCUGUUGCACUUCUACACGGCAAGAUGACCAGCUGUAGCGGUUCGUACGGCAGCUACUGUUGUGUACCGUGGUGCCAAAACAACGGAAGAACGCAAAAGAAGCCUGGAACCUGCUUCUUUCGCAUCCCACAGGACAGCAGGUCGACGGCAUGGGUGACGUACUCCCGAAGAGCCGACCUGGCGGAAAAGCCAGUUAGCUUAUUGUACACUUCAUACAAAAUCUGCAGUGACCAUUUCACUGCACAAGAUUUCAUGAAUCCAGGGCGCACACGGCUCAGAAAAACGGCUGUACCUACAGUUUACCCAGGUAUGCAAUGUGACGAUACAUCACCUCGGUACAUAGUGCCAGAGGACCAUCCGGAAGAGGCUAUAUAUAUCAGCUCCUUUAUGUCUGAAAACCCUGCUGUGCGAGGCUAUGGCUAUCCUGUAAGUGAGGAACAAGCUGGUGAGGACGUCCUAGAGGAAACAUCUGAGAAUGGCUCCCUCAUGAUGGAAAGCCAUGUUGCCGAAGAUUCUGCUGAUGUGUCACCUAUAGGGGCCUCCACAGUUACAUCACCUCAAUACACAGUGCCAGACGAUCAUCCAGAAGAGGCUACAUACAUCAGCUGCUUUAUGUCUGAAGACCCUGCUGUGCGAGGCUAUGGCCAUCCUGUAAGUGAGGAACAAGGUGGUAAGGAUGUCCUAGAGGAAACAGCUGAAAAAGGCUCCCUCAUGACGGAAAGCCAUGUUGCCGAAGGAAGCCUGCAAGAGAUGCCUGGCUGCAACACCCCCAUGAGGGAGCUAGGUGCUGCAGGAUGCCAAGUGGACAUGUCCGGCAGCGAUUCUACUGCAGCUGAGCAUGAUGCCGUGUCCAAGAUGUUCGCAAGCACCAGCACCUGUAUUCGCACAGCUGCAAGCUCAGAAGGAGACUUUCCUGCUGCUUGCAAUGGUGCAGCACGGAAAUUUCCUUCAAAAAAAUUUAGGAAGACCUACCGAUUCCAGUCCAAGGUGGCAACCUACCGGCGGACCAUCACACGGUUAUGGAAGCAGCAGCACAAGCUGCCGCUGUCAACUUUAAAGACACUAAGCCUUAUCCAUUCGCGUGUGACAAAGGAGGUUUUUAAACUUCUAUGUGCACACAUGCAGCUUCAACAGAAGGACAAAGUGCAGCUCUCGGGCGCCCAUUCCUGCAACGAGUGUCGUCGGCGUAACAGAACGAGUGCAGUGAAAGUUGAAAGAGCGAACGCUGAGUGGGAUAUGAAAGAUGCAAGCCGCGAACAGCGGAGACCAAUGACAGCGGGCCCCUGAGUGACGUGCACGUGGGAAACGUGUCAUGUGGACCUGCCCAACCGUUGAUCUUACGUCAUCUGUUGUUCGUGCUUGUUUGGUUUGUUCUCAUUCGUGCUUGUUUUGUCAUGGUUUGCGAUUGUUUUGUAACAUGAUUGUAUGUAUGGCGCGAUUUGUGUAGUACUUUCUGGAAGCCACGUGGUACCAGGGAAUCUUGCAGAAUGGACGUUGAGGGAGGGGCCGGGGGUGUGGAUUUAAGUGCAAAGAGUGCGUAGACCUCUCGAGUUGUUAGUUAAUGAGGGACCAGUAGCGGCUCUGAAACGUCAAAUCUUUUAAGACAAGAAUAUUCGUUAUUUAUGCAAGAAGUGGCACAAAUCUACUUGCCUAAAUUUAUUUUGCUUGAGCAUAAACUCUAGUCUGUUUUAUUUUUUUUGUUUUUAAACUGAAAUGUGUGAUUCAUUCCUACCAGGUCACGUAUUGUGUCGAUUGCCUAAAGGGGUUAUUUGGCAAUGUCUUUCAGUUUGUUUGCAGUGCUUAAAAUGGGUCGCGAAUCUGUUUUGUACAUUUAUGAUGUGAAAUAAAGAUUACUGUGUUUUCUCUGCAAUUUUCUGUAUUGCACUCGUCGCCUGAUGUUUUAUGUAUGCGCCAAAUGGCGACAGUGUACAGUGUCGGUGCUCUUGUAUUUUAUAGAGUGAAAUAAAUAUUCAAUUGAAAGUU
This is a messenger RNA of Dermacentor albipictus, 2099 nucleotides long. Lineage: Eukaryota; Metazoa; Arthropoda; Arachnida; Ixodida; Ixodidae. The record is from RefSeq and is a predicted model, not a curated record.